GUCCCCGCCGCUUUGGCGCGAACGUUGAGUUCCCGCCACGCGCCCUGCCGCCAACAUGGCUCCGCCGCGCCCGCAGCGCCGAGGUUGCUGGGGAAGGAGAAACUUCACGGCGUUCCGAAAUACAAAGCUGAUCCCCAUGGAAACGUCCUCAUCCUCUGAUGACAGUUGUGACAGUUUUGGUUCUGAUAAUUUUGCAAACACAAAAUGCAAGUUUAGGUCGGAUAUUACAGAAGAACUGGCAAAAAUCUUUUAUGAAGCCUCUGAUGAUGAAUCCUUCUGCGGCUUUUCAGAAAAUGAGAUUGAAGAUGCAUUGAAACUGGAACCAGAUUCAGAGGAGAAUGAUGGAAGUGCUGAAAGUGAGGUAGCUCAAGGAGUGCGGAAAUACCCUGCUCCUCUAAAAGUAGCUAUGAAGUUUCCACCUCGAAGAUCAGAAAGGAGGAAGGCUGAGAUGGAAAGUCUUCCUGAAAAGCUGAUGCCUGCUCCGGAUUCAGACUCUGAUUCUGAAGAAAAGGGCUCUGUGUUUUUAGAAAAAAGAGCUUUAAACAUCAAGGAAAACAAAGCAAUGCUUGCAAAACUAGUGGCGGAGUUGCAAAGUGUUUCUGGUAUCUUUGGUGGGAGAAGGUCAUUGCCAACUGCCAGUCAAGGGCCAAAGCGACUUCCAAGACGUUCAUUACCCAGAAGUGCGUUGAGGAGGAACCCAGAUCGAAGUUCUCGGCCUCACACAAGAUCCAGGUCUCUGACUGAAGGUCCUCCUACUCCUUUACCAGAAGAGGACGAUGAUGACCGGUACUUCCUAGUGAGAAGAAGGACAAUGUCUGAUGAAUACAUGGAGCAUGAUGCCCAAACUCCCAGGAGGGGUCACCGUGGUGCCAUGGCUCUUCCACACAUUGUGCGCCCGGUUGAGGAGAUAACAGAGGAGGAGCUGAAUAACAUUUGUGGAUCUGCAAGAGAGAAAGUGUAUAACAGGGCCAUGGGAUCCACCUGUCAUCAGUGUCGCCAAAAAACCAUAGAUACCAAGACAAAUUGCCGUAACCCCGAUUGCAUAGGGGUACGGGGCCAGUUCUGUGGGCCAUGCCUCCGCAAUAGGUAUGGGGAAGACGUCAGAACAGCGUUGCUGGAUCCGACCUGGAGGUGCCCACCGUGUCGUGGAAUCUGCAACUGUAGCUUCUGCAGACAGAGAGAUGGCCGAUGUGCUACAGGUGUGCUGGUCUAUCUGGCCAAGUACCAUGGCUAUGACAACGUCCAUGCCUACUUGAAAAGUCUGAAACAAGAACUUGGAAUGGAAGACUGAAGCUGUGAUUGCCUUUAAAUUACGUACUCUUUCACCAAUGCCAUAUUAUUGCCUACAGUGAAUCAUUUAAUCAAAUGAGAUUACAAAGCCAGUGCCUUUGUUCCCUCCCCUUUGGGGCAAAAAUAGUGUAUCUCAGUGCAAAUCACACUUGGAGAAACUGUUUAAUGAGGGGCUUUGCCCACAGGCCAUUGUUUUCUUUUUAAACAACUUUUGCAAAACAGAAAACCGGAUAGCAUCAGUUCUUGCUUUCAUGCCAACAACAUUUUUUUUUUCUGAAAGAAGAUGGGACUUUAAGCCAUUGGAGUUCUAUUCAUGCAGUAAUCUGUGCUGCAGGUUUAUUUAUGCUUUGAAGUUGAUCACAAAAAGACAGAGAUGCUCUGAACAUUUCAGGGCAUUGUUCCCCACAGAACCAAGCAGGGAAAGGUGUGUGCUUAACUCCUGGCCAACUUCUGCUGCAGUAGACUCUUACUGAACAUAAAUGAUCAAAUGGAAGCUAACAAUUCUCUAAAACAGCAACUCAUUUUUAAGUUCAAAAAGGAAGCCCUAAAGGUUGCGGUCGAGCAGUCUCCAAUCAUUAACAUUUGGUUUUAUAGAGUACUUAAAGUGCACAUUGGCCAUUUUGAAGGAGAUUCUUUAGCGAGUGACUUAAAUUGUAGCAGAAGCAACUGGGGGUAGGCACUUUUGUUCUGUGUUUUCUCAGAUGAGAGGAGGCCACUGCUGAAAGCUUCCGUAGCACUGCACUAGAGUUGUCUAGUGAUGACAGUAAUCUGAAAGUGCUGGUAUGCAUCACAGUGACCACUUAAAUUACUGUUGUUUUUUUGGGUUCUCUUUUCCCUGCUCUUGCUGCCAACUGAAGACUUGCUUCUGUGCAGAAUCAGCCCAGGUCCUGGCAAAGGAGGAUGUUUGGCUAAGUAGAGGAGUAGUGGUUUGUUUGGCCGUUGACCAACUACAAGCGUAUUAAAGGUGGCAACUUGUUGAACUCUGUCAGGAAAAGGGGCAAUGACAAACAGUCAUUGGAAUCAGAAGCCUUAGUUUUCUUUUACCUAUGAACAAAAUGAAAAAGUAAGGACUUCGUAAGCUACAGUCCAGCUUAAAGUGAAUUACUCUUUCACUUCCAUAGAGCUUCGCAAACAUAAAUAGAUAAUGUUCUCAAAAGACAUACCCUGGCUGUGGUAACAGAUAAAGAACACUUGAUCAAAAUGCUUUUAAAAAUGAAUAAGAAGGGAGAUGUAAAGGUUGCGUACAGUUUGUGAGCACUUAUAAAUGUGAUUAGUGCUGUGGUCUCCUUAACAGUCCAUCCAUACUUCUAUUUGUAUCUGGCUCCCUGUGAUCGCAGAAGGGUAUUUUGCGUGAUGUUGUUAAUGAAGCAUGAGUACAGCAAAAACUGAGCUGAAGAGUAUCUGGUGUUGCAUGGACAGCGUCUUCUAGUCUACAGCAGUGAGUGCAUAAGGUGCCACAAAAAUUGUAUCUGGAGAACCACAGUGUAUAAUUGCGCUUAGUUUGGUAAUGGAAACUACUGUAUAAGCUUUGUAUAAGGUUUAGAAUGCAAUGUUAUGCAUAAUGUACAGUUGAAUAGUAGGGAGAAUCAGCUUGGAUUUAUUGAGCACUAGAACAAAACAUGGCUUUUGACCCCUCUGCUUGCACAGUAUGUGUACUGUGUGUGUAUAUAAUGACCCAUGAUUUAUACCUUUCUGGGAACUAGAUCAGUGUGUGUGGGAGGGGGAAGAGAGAAGAAUUCGGACACAAGAUACUUAUGUCUCAGACUUGAAGAUCUGUUUCAUAAAUCAUCUGUGCUAUUGAAAAUCUCCUGUCCUCUGUUUUUGUAGCGUGAAGAGCUGUGCAAUCUAAGGUGGAGUGUGAUCUACCCUCUAGGUACAUUUCAUGAAGAAGGAACUCUAGAAGUACAUGUUCUGACAGAUAAAGAGUGAUUUUUCUAAUUGCUGGUCUUCCCUUCUGAUUGCUAGAGCUUGAAAGGACUGUGCUAAAAGCAAACCCUUGCUUUGUAUCCUGGAGCCUGCUGUAUUAAGAUUUUUUUCGUCUGCAAAGCUGUAUGAAGGUUUUUAUUUUGAAAAUAAAAAUUUUCUGGGUUAG
Messenger RNA from Cygnus atratus (black swan), 3382 nucleotides. RefSeq names its product cell division cycle associated 7 (gene CDCA7). The coding region runs from base 56 to 1291 and encodes 411 amino acids. The record is from RefSeq and is a predicted model, not a curated record. Lineage: Eukaryota; Metazoa; Chordata; Aves; Anseriformes; Anatidae. Gene Ontology annotation, cellular component: nucleus. Gene Ontology annotation, biological process: regulation of DNA-templated transcription. The transcript has 10 exons.